Alligator sinensis (Chinese alligator) is the source of this 656-nucleotide messenger RNA. RefSeq names its product tripartite motif containing 44 (gene TRIM44). The transcript is spliced from 4 exons. The record is from RefSeq and is a predicted model, not a curated record. Lineage: Eukaryota; Metazoa; Chordata; Crocodylia; Alligatoridae. Bases 1 to 276 code for a protein of 91 amino acids. Gene Ontology annotation, molecular function: zinc ion binding.
AUGGCUUAUGGAUACCCUAAGGGCACAGCGCCCAAGCAGCCGGAGCGGAAGCUGUGCGCGGAGCACGGGCAGGAGCUGAGCCUGUACUGCCGGGAGCACGAGGCCAUCAUCUGCGUGCUCUGCGCGCUGCGCGGCGCCCACCAGCACCACGCGCUCGUCACGCUGGACGAGGCGUACCGCGCCGCGCGGAAUAGAGAACCCGUUGACCUGAAGGUGGCCAUGCUGGAGAUGGUGGAAAGGUUAAAGUUCAAGUGCACAGACCCUAAAGUCUUUUAAUAGUGAUUCCCAAAUUAGGGAUCACAACCCCACGUGGGAUCAUGAAUGCUACGGAAGUUCUUUUGGAAGACUCAGGUUUGAAAUGGGAAUAAAAACACAAGCCUACUAGAAAUGAAGUUGUGGGUCUGGAAAUAUUGGGAACCACCUGGGACAGAGAUUUCUUAUUGGUAGUAAGAGUUUGUGCAACACUUACUACAUGGGAGGCCAGAAUCUCAUCAUACAAAUUAAAGUACAUUGGUAUUAUUUUAUUACUGUAACAGAGUGUUAAGGUAGAAACCCUGUUAUUUGAGGAAAAUCAUGGACUCGGGUUGCUGAAGGGGAUGGGGUCACGAAAAAGACAAUGUUGGUAGCCGACUGGACCCAGCUGACGAGGAUCUACA